Messenger RNA from Caenorhabditis elegans, 1182 nucleotides. RefSeq names its product MADF domain-containing protein (gene lido-4). The coding region runs from base 30 to 758 and encodes 242 amino acids. Lineage: Eukaryota; Metazoa; Nematoda; Chromadorea; Rhabditida; Rhabditidae. The record is from RefSeq and is marked reviewed. The transcript has 3 exons.
AACCAAUAAAUUCUCACUAGCAACUCUCAAUGGCUCCGACCACAAGGCAAUCAAUCACGCAGAAAAAGUAUUGUGAGCUGGAAAAGCGAAACCAUGUCAUCGACAAAAAGAAAAAGGUCAUUGUAAAAACAGCUCUUUUCACUCUCAUGGAGAAGUAUCCAUGUUUUUGGCAACACAACGUCAGAGGCUCAUUGGACCAGUGGAUACUAGUUCGUGCGGAGGUUUAUGAGCAAACUGGAGAAGUGGUCCCUGAACGUGAGCUUCGUGAGAUGUUCACUAUGGCUAAGAAAUUUCUCAAGACAAAAAUCAUGAAGAGCAUCAGAAAUAGUAUCGACCACGAUACCAUGGAAGCUCAACUUCGUCAAUGGAAGUUUUUCCCGUUUAUCGGUUACUACUAUAAAAGUCUCGCCAAAUUCGAAAGUACGAUGAGAAAAAAGCAAGCAGAAAACGGACUAGUGUCUGCUGCUCUUAUGGAAGAUGACACGCUCGGAGAAGACACGGAGGAAGACAUCAGUUCGGAGGAAGAUGAUGACAUUGUGGUUGUAGAUGAGAUCAUUCGCGUUCAGAGUCCGAGAAGUUGCAUUCAAAACGUGAAGCCCCAGCAGUCCGCCAGCAGUCCGCCAGCAGUCCGCCAGUCCGCCAUCGUUACACCAUCGGCAUCUGAGAAUAAUCGCACUUCCAAUGCCGCGAGCAAUGGACAAUGCUCCCAGCUACGCAACCACACGAAAAUUUGCAUCGAAUAUCACUUCUCAAAUUGAUCGUCUCUUCAGCAAAAAUCCGGAAAAAUCCAAGCUCUUCAAGGAUGUUCUUCAGAAAACUAUCUUGUCACUGGACGAUCCAGAGGCAACUCACGGAAAUUGCUGUGACGUUUUUGAAGAACUCUAUGCUGCUGAGGAUCACAAGCUGAAAUCGAAAUCAAGAUUUGGAAAUGGCAAUCGUUGAGCGAUUUUUAGUACAUCUUUUAUUUAUUCUGCAUUUUUUUCUUUCAAUUCCAAUUCCCCCCUUCCUAUCUCUUUUUUGCGAUCUCCAUAUUUGUUUUGCCGCUCAAUACUUCUCCCACGGCAUACAAUUGUGAUAUAAACUUUUCUCCUUCCCCUUUUCAUAUUAUUUGAAGCUUCCUAAAUUUCAAAUUAUGUGGUUUAAAUUUCUAAUAGAGAACAAAUAAAUCCACAGCAUUGUUAA